Messenger RNA from Lichtheimia ornata, 1041 nucleotides. RefSeq lists its product as uncharacterized. Bases 1 to 1041 code for a protein of 346 amino acids. Lineage: Eukaryota; Fungi; Mucoromycota; Mucoromycetes; Mucorales; Lichtheimiaceae. The transcript has a single exon. The record is from RefSeq and is a predicted model, not a curated record.
AUGGGAUCACCGAUAUCCAUACGAGGAGGAAUGCUUCGAAGACGAUGGCGACUAUUACGAUCAAGCAAGAUACUCUGGCGACAUGUAUCAAGAAUGGCCAUCCACCCAACAGCCAAAAAACUAAUGGGGCGGAUCGCUGAGAGCCGUCGAUCCAUAGCCCCUCAACACACCAAAACCGUUCGCUGGAACCCUGAACAUUACAAUGAAUACCAACCACAAAGAAUCCAUCAACAAGACCUCUAUACCUUUGAUCCAUACAACGAAGAUGAUGCAUACGCAUAUGAGCCACCAUAUUGCGUUCCACAAGAAGACGACCUCUACGAUAAUGUAAUGCGUCAGGAUCCUUACUAUCACAACGACAUCGAUUACGACAUAAUUACCCAGCCAAAUUACAUGCUACUUGAUCCCGAGGAAAACCCAAUGGAUUCGUACAAUAAUGAUCACGACUUAUACGCAUCCGGAUAUAAAACGAGAUCGAAUGGCGAACAAAGAGAUCGUACGCGUUGGGACCCAAAAUCACAUCGAGCAAUGAAACCAUCAAGGCCCGCAAGAAGGAAUAUCACGUUUGCCGAUGAUGAAGAAUACAUCGAACCACCACAAAGCCAACAAAGUCAGGGCAUACAAGCUGUCAAUACACCCACGCAAGACGAAUCGUCAACCGUACAACAAGCUGGACCAUCAAACAUACAGCAAUCAGUACCAGUUCAGUCAACAAGUCCACAACGACCAGCUCCAAAUCAAUCGACACAGCGCUCUACACCUACCAACCAGCAAUCGGCAUCAACAAGACGCACCAUUCCAGAAGUACGAUCAACUAGCACGGUACCAAGGAGAGCGACACAAGUGGAAACAAGAGACACAGAAAUGUCCGAAGCCACCCCCACAACAAGAGUUACCCAAGCAACGCAAGCAGGAGUCAGCCACACGAAACCUAAAAAGAAACGGGUCCCACGUGAAAAACCCAUUAUCGAUUAUGAUGUUGUCGACGAUGUCAUGAAUCGAGUAGCAAACAUUACCGUACAAGACCUCGUGGUUGAAUGA